AUUCGACUACCGGCUGCUUUAAAGUAGAGUGCUUCCGGGUCAGGGCUCUCUCUUUCGCUCCGCAUCGGGUUGCAGCGAUGGUGAACGUCCCGAAGACCCGCAGGACGUACUGCAAGAAGUGCAAGAAGCACUCCACCCACAAAGUGAGCCAGUACAAGAAGGGAAAGGAUUCCCUCUACGCACAGGGUAAGAGGAGAUACGACAGAAAGCAGUCCGGCUAUGGAGGACAGACCAAGCCCAUCUUCAGGAAAAAGGCCAAGACCACAAAGAAGAUUGUGCUGAGGCUGGAGUGUGUGGAGCCCAACUGCAGAUCAAAGCGUAUGCUGGCCAUCAAGAGAUGCAAGCACUUUGAGUUGGGAGGUGACAAGAAGAGAAAGGGCCAGGUCAUCCAGUUCUAAGCUGUGGCUGUGUCUUGUGGAAAUGGUCACUGUUAAUAAAACGUUGGAAACUAAAA
Gadus chalcogrammus (walleye pollock) is the source of this 454-nucleotide messenger RNA. RefSeq names its product ribosomal protein L36A (gene rpl36a). The record is from RefSeq and is a predicted model, not a curated record. Lineage: Eukaryota; Metazoa; Chordata; Actinopteri; Gadiformes; Gadidae. Gene Ontology annotation, molecular function: structural constituent of ribosome. The transcript is spliced from 5 exons. The coding region runs from base 78 to 398 and encodes 106 amino acids. Gene Ontology annotation, cellular component: ribosome; cytosolic large ribosomal subunit. Gene Ontology annotation, biological process: translation.